AUGGCCGCCGCCGCCGCGUUGAACUCUGAUGAGGAAGACAACUAUGAGGAGUACAUCCCAGUUGCCAAGCGCCGGGCCAUGGAGGCCGAGCGCCUCCGCCAGCUCCGCCUCGCCAAGUCGGCGCCGAGCUCCGCCGCCUCCACCCUCCCGCUGCCGCCUCCUCCGCCUCUUUUGCCGGCGCAGGCCUCCGUUCCCGACGCCGCCGCGAAGCCCAGCCUUCUCGUCAAGGCCACGCAGCUUAAGCGCGCGGCCCCGGAGGUGACCGCCACGGAGCAGCGCAUCCAGCAGGAGAAGGAAGUGAUUGAGAAUCUAUCAGACAACAAAUCCCUCAGGUCAGUCCGCGAGAUCGCCAAGGGCAUCAUCUACACGGAACCGAUCCAGACCGGGUGGAAGCCGCCCCUCCGCCUCCGCCACAUGCCGCUCGCCAAGGCCAACGAACUCCGCCGCAAGUGGCACAUCAUCGUCGACGGUGACGAUGUCCCGCCGCCUGCGCGGGAUUUCAGGGACCUCCGCCUCCCGGAGCCCAUGCUCCGGAAGCUGCGCGAGAGGGUAUCGUCCAGCCCACGCCCAUCCAGGUGCAGGGGCUGCCCGUUGUGCUCUCUGGGCGUGACAUGA
Molecule: messenger RNA, 615 nt
Organism: Miscanthus lutarioriparius
Lineage: Eukaryota; Viridiplantae; Streptophyta; Magnoliopsida; Poales; Poaceae
Source: the annotation of a GenBank genome assembly